Messenger RNA from Ustilago hordei, 1104 nucleotides. RefSeq lists its product as uncharacterized. The record is from RefSeq and is a predicted model, not a curated record. The transcript is spliced from 2 exons. Lineage: Eukaryota; Fungi; Basidiomycota; Ustilaginomycetes; Ustilaginales; Ustilaginaceae. The coding region runs from base 1 to 1104 and encodes 367 amino acids.
AUGGAUAAUGUUGAUGAAACAGAUGGAGAACAGACCCCAGACAAAGUUGCCAAGGAAGCGAUCGAACACAAUACCAUUGCUGAUAGAUGGAAUGAUAAUAAACUUUAUGGAUUUACAGUGACCAAUGACAAUGAAAGAAAGAACCUGGACCCAACUGUUAGCGAGGUGCUAUCUGGAGAGGAUAAGAAACAUUGGGAAGAAGCAAUGCAUAAGGAGCUGGAUGGGCUUAAGGCCAUGGGCACGUGGGAAGUCGCCGAUCUCCCAAAGGGUAUGAACACCAUUGACACACAUUGGGUACUAAAGAUAAAGAUGGAUGCCAACCUAAUCCCAACCAAGUUCAAAGCAAGUAUCUUCUUAAAGCCACUGCUUGGAAUGAAGGUACCCCCUGGAAAGGCCCUGAAGCUAGUGAAAGGCCUAUAUGGAUUAAAGCAAUUGGGUAGAGAAUGGAAUAUGGAGCUAGACUCACACCUACGAAAGAUAGGUUUCUAUUGCAUGCUGAGUGCUCCAUGCCUAUACUCAAGAGGGACAGGUGAUAGCAUGACAAUCAUCACAGCCUAUGUAGAUGACAUGCUUAUAACAUCACCCAGUCGUAUGGAGGUAAGCUGCACUAAGGAUGAGAUAAUGGCAAAAUGGGGAACGGAAGAUAAAGGACCUGUGAAGGAGUUCUUAGGUGUAAGGAUAGAUCAAGACAGAAUACAGAGAAGAAUGACACUCGACCUAACAGCUUACAUUAAGGCUAUGGUGAGAAAGUGGCUACAAACAACUGAUCUGAAGUCAUGGGUACUGAUGCAGAGCCUGAUGGGUGUUACGGGUGGCAACAAGUGUGACUCAUUGGCAGCAAAACAGUACCAAGAAUUAGUUGGACAGCUUUUAUGGGUAUCUAACACAGCAUGGCCUGACAUAUCAUUCACUGUAGGAACACUAGCAAGAUACAUGUCGAGCCCAACAAGCAAUGCAUGGAAGGCAGCAUUACAUUUGGUGAAGUACCUCAAUCAAACCAGCAAAUAUAAGUUACUCUUUGGAGAUGAAGCAAACAAACACUUGGGACAGCAAAUUGUUAUGUAUACUGAUGCAAAUUGGGCAUCAGACCCAACAAAUGGAUGA